Solanum pennellii is the source of this 811-nucleotide messenger RNA. RefSeq names its product mavicyanin-like. Bases 97 to 684 code for a protein of 195 amino acids. Gene Ontology annotation, cellular component: plasma membrane. Gene Ontology annotation, molecular function: electron transfer activity. The transcript has 2 exons. The record is from RefSeq and is a predicted model, not a curated record. Lineage: Eukaryota; Viridiplantae; Streptophyta; Magnoliopsida; Solanales; Solanaceae.
AUAACUCCACCUUUCAUUUGAAUCCUCUUAGUUAAUUACUACUUCUUUUAGACCAACUACUAAAAAAAAUCUCUUUGUUGUUGUUGAAUAAUACUCAUGGGUUUUAUGAAAGUCGCUAAGCUUUUUCUCUCGAUAACGGUUGUUUUUAGUUUUUUUAUGUUCAUUCUUGCUAGUGCUGCUGUCUACAAAAUUGGUGAUGAUGCUGGUUGGACGUUCGGUAGCGCCAAUGUGAAUUAUGGUGUAUGGGCCGCUACAAAAAAAUUUCAGAUCGAUGACAUUCUUGUAUUUGUGUAUGACAAAACACAAAACAAUGUCCUGCGAGUGAGCCUCUCUGAUUUCCAUAAUUGUAACGCCGCGAACCCCAUCAGAAGUUACUCUUCCGGCAAUGACUCCAUCACCAUCAUGGGUCCGGGCCACUAUUACUAUAUUUGCGGUUUCCCGGGCCACUGUCAAACCGGUCAAAAGGUUGAUAUCAGGGUACCUAAAGUUGUUCAGCCCAGUGAUCUUCCAACUGGAAGCCCAAGCCCAAGCCCAGCUCCUGGAACAACCUUAUCUACUACUAGUGUCCAUGUAACUGCACCAGCACCAGCCAAGAGUAGUGCACCUUCAUUCUUCAUUAAUAAUGGGCUUGGGCUUGGCCUUACUUUGUUCAUGAUUGUCAUUGGUGCAGAUUAUGUGUUUUGAUUUGUAUUAGGGGCUAGCCCAAUGUUGUAGGGUAUGAAGUUUAUGUAUUAAAAAAGAAUUUUGGGGUUUACCCAUUGUUCAUUGCUCAUGUGUUUGGAUUUUAACUAGUGCAUUGUGAUUUUAUUAA